GCUCAAGUGAGAAAGGCAUAUACACUCUUCAAAACAUCUCCUCUCUCUCUCUCUCUCUAUACCAUUAUUCUCAUUCAUAAGGAGCUAGCUAGUCAACGAGAAAGAGAAACCCUAAAAGAAGAAGAUCAGAAAGACUAAUUGGUCCAACAUCCACAACAAAUCUCACCCUUCAAGGAGCAAAAUCUCACCUUCAUUCCACAAUGGACAUAGUUUCAGAGCCAAUCACCAAAAAUCCCCCCAUCACCUUUGAAACCCCCAUAAUCAACAGCUCCACAAGUUCCAUGAUCACUCCAUCAUCCUCAGCAAUAUCUCCAGCCACAACCGCCGACUCCAUUUCAACUCCAACUCCAAGCCGCUAUGAAAACCAAAAGCGGCGCGACUGGAACACCUUCUGCCAGUACCUCCGGAACCACAGGCCUCCGCUGUCUUUGCCGAUGUGCAGCGGGGCCCAUGUUCUCGAGUUCCUCCGGUAUCUGGAUCAGUUUGGCAAGACCAAGAUCCACAACCAGACCUGUCCCUUCUUCGGCCUCCCCAACCCACCAGCACCCUGCCCCUGCCCGCUCCGGCAGGCCUGGGGUAGCCUCGAUGCCCUCAUCGGCCGCCUUAGAGCGGCUUAUGAGGAGCACGGCGGGAGGCCGGAGGCCAACCCCUUUGGAGCGAGGGCUGUGAGGCUCUACUUGCGUGAGGUUCGUGAUUUCCAGGCCAAGGCAAGAGGGGUGAGUUAUGAGAAGAAGAGGAAGAGGCCCAACAACAAUAAUAAUAGUAAUAACAAUAAGCCAAAACCAAACAUGAAUGCCAUGCUCAUCGCAAGUAGUGCUGCUUCUUCAACAACAACAACUACAAGUUAAUCAGUGGUCGGUCGGGCUCUGAGAGGGUAUAUUUCUCUCCCCUAUCCUCUCUACUUUAGUUCCGUUUUACCUUUGCACAAAAAAGGAAAGAUCUUAUGAACUCUUUUGUGAUAUGUUGUUGAAAUGUUGAAGUGCUUUUUUUCUGUGUCUGAAAAAAAAACCCCUAUAGUUUUGGGGUUUGGGCCUCUUGGACCUUGGCCCUUUUCUUCUGAUCUGGCUGGGGGGGUAUCUAGCUUUCUAGCUAGCUCUGAAACUGAAUGGUGAAAUUAUUACUAGAGGAGAGUGAGAGUGUUGGGGAAAAUGGCAUCGGAAGAGCUGUGGGUGGCAGUGUAUUUACUCGCUGGCAAAGUAGGUAGCAGAUAUUAUGAUAUGAUUGUACUUGAAGCACAAUAUGAGAUCAUCAUCAUCAAUGAAUUAAUAGUAGACUGUUU
Prunus dulcis (almond) is the source of this 1279-nucleotide messenger RNA. Its product is annotated as protein LIGHT-DEPENDENT SHORT HYPOCOTYLS 1. Gene Ontology annotation, biological process: mRNA transcription; response to light stimulus. The coding region runs from base 201 to 848 and encodes 215 amino acids. The transcript has a single exon. NCBI's taxonomy places the organism in Eukaryota, Viridiplantae, Streptophyta, Magnoliopsida, Rosales, Rosaceae. The record is from RefSeq and is a predicted model, not a curated record. Gene Ontology annotation, cellular component: nucleus.